AUGCUCACAGUCUCCCCUAGUAUUUCCAGUAGCCAGUUUCAGAAAAGCUCUCAUGAGGAUUUUCAAAUGCAUGCUCAUUUGCAUUUUGGUGGUGGCCCAGGUUUUUAUAGUGGUCCUUUGGGUAUGGAUCUGGUAAUAUCUCUGCCAAGUGUAAUCCCUCCACCACCACUCCUGAAAUCAAAGACCCAUGUACAGUUUCACAGGGGAGAUCCACUUGGAGACAGAGUGGAAGGUCUCCAGAGUUAUAAAGGAAGUGGGGUGCAGUGGGAGUCAAAAUGGCUGGAGCUCUCUGACUGUCGGGAGGCGCCGGAAGCACCGGGAGCCGCCACAUGGCGCAGGCGGGGAGCGCCCACCGUGGGGUCGGUGGGCAGCGGAGCGCGGGCGCGGCCUCGGGGUGCGCUCUUUGGCGCUGGGCCCUGGCGCUGCUCUGGCUGCCGACAGCCGCGGCCGACCCCUCCCGGCGCCAGUGGCCGGUGCCCUACAAGAAACACAUUUAACGAAAUGGCCAAGUGGGUAAAGCGGGACAAUGAAACAGGGAUUUAUUACGAGACAUGGACUGUCCAAGCCAGCCCAGCAAGAGGGGCGGAGACAUGGUUUGAAUCCUACGACUGUUCUAAAUUCGUGUUAAGGACAUAUAAGAAGUUGGCUGAACUUGGAGCAGAAUUCAAGAAGAUAGAAACCAACUAUACGAGAAUAUUUCUUUACAGUGGAGAACCUACCUAUUUGGGAAAUGAAACAUCUGUUUUUGGGCCAACAGGAAAUAAGACUCUUGCUUUAGCCAUAAAAAAAUUUUAUUACCCCUUCAAACCACAUUGGUCAACUAAGGAAUUUCUCUUCAGUAUCUUGCAAAUUUUUGAUGCAGUGAUUAUACACAGAGAGUUCUAUUUGUUUUAUAAUUUUGAAUAUUGGUUUUUACCUAUGAAAUUCCCUUUUAUUAAAGUAACUUAUGAAGAAAUCCCUUUACCUAACAGAAACAAAACACUCUCUGGUUUAUAAUAUUUUAAUUCUGCUUUUUCUUUCCUUUUAUCACCAGCAUAUAUGUUUUUCACGGGGUGAUUUUACAUUUGUGGAUUUCUUAGGCCUUUCUACCUUGGACCAGAAAUGCACCUGGGCAGAAUUGCCCCAUACCAUCUCAGGACUAUUUUUGGAGAGAAGCUGAAACUUACUGCAUUGGUCAAAGUGGGCCCAUUAGGUGAUCUUGGUUUCAAACUCCAAGCCUUUCUUAAUAUGAAUUACAGUUCAUAUCAGAUAUAUAGGAUCUUUGGGGACACCCUUUUUUUUUUAAUUGUGGAUAUGGUGUACCAAGAUUUUUUUAAUACCCUCAGUGACAUUUUCAUGAUGGGAGGUACUUUUUUCUGGUACAGUAGUUAUGCAUUUUCAUUUAAGUACUUUUUGGUGGUUUAGACGGACUUCACAGCUUUUGUAACUUUUGGGACCAGGUCUAGUAGUUUGAUUUUGUUCUGUUCACUUAGAGACCAAUCUGGACACCAUAGCUGCAGCACUCGUGCUUCUGGAUGAGGUAAAAACAGUGUUAAAGAGCUCAAGUUUCUAGCUAGCAUUUUAGAAUUAGCCAGCAACUAGCAUUUUGUGAUUUAGGCAGCUUAGCAUUUCUGAACUUUACUGUCCUUAUGUCUAAGAUGAUUCAUCUGUCAGGAUUGUUGUAAAGACUGAAGCCAUGUAUGUUUGUCAUAGGAAAGUUACAGUAAAUGGUCGCUAUAAUGAUGAGUCAAAGAACAAAGUGCCAUCCUUGAUCUGGCCUAAUGUAGUUUAAAUGCCAACCUUUCCUGGGGUUUAUAGUAAUUCCCUAGACUGAGCUGACAGUUGAAUGCUUCUGCAAUUCUUCAAACACAGGGGACACAAGUAUCUGACUGCAGGUGCAUCUGGGUGAACAGGCACCCUCUGACUCCUCUACUCUUCUUGAAUUCCUUCCACCCAGUUGAGGUGCCAACUCAGAAGAGGGUACACUUCUCAGACAGGGGACAGGUUUUUGUCAAGGAUCUCCAAGUAGCUGUGCUUCAAGGUCCUUUAAAUGUUUGGUGAUGUCUAUUCAUGGAAAAAACACCACUCAGUAAGAUGAUGAAGCAGAGACAAUCGGUUAAAUAUGUAAACUGUUACUCAGUUUCUACUAACAUUUGAGUGCCUCUUGAGAGGUUAGUUAUCACUGAGUUCUCCUACAAAGCCCAAACAGAGGCAUUAUUUACCUGACCCAAAUGAGUAAACUGGGGCUUAGGUUAAAUGACCUUUCCCUGGCUACCCAGCUAAUGGUAACCGAUCCACAUUUUGAACCAGUUCUGUUGACUGCAUGGCAAACACUAUCAAGCGAGGUUUCACCGUUACUCAAAUAUGUAGUCCUCAGACCAGUGCCUGCACCACAGGUUACCAACACCAUAGGUUACUGGUCAAGUACAGACACGGAUAGGAAAGAUUCAGAAACUUCUUUUAAAGCAAUUUAUUGGAGUAAUUUUGUUUCUGUUGAAUCUAAUAAAAAAAUUG
Zalophus californianus (California sea lion) is the source of this 2493-nucleotide messenger RNA. RefSeq names its product ceroid-lipofuscinosis neuronal protein 5-like. Gene Ontology annotation, cellular component: lysosomal membrane; lysosome. The record is from RefSeq and is a predicted model, not a curated record. The coding region runs from base 1 to 996 and encodes 331 amino acids. Gene Ontology annotation, molecular function: hydrolase activity, acting on glycosyl bonds. NCBI's taxonomy places the organism in Eukaryota, Metazoa, Chordata, Mammalia, Carnivora, Otariidae. The transcript has 3 exons. Gene Ontology annotation, biological process: lysosome organization.